UCAACAACCAACAACCCUUCACGCCAGCACCGGCGAACUCUCACGUUGGUCUUCGUCUUUUUAAAUAAUCUAAAUUGAGGCGUUUGACCCCCUUGUCGUCGGAAGGCGAACUGCAUUUGUCGUAGUUAGAAGGCAAGAAACCGCUUGCCACCAUGUUCCUCACCCUCACCCUGCUGCGGAAAGGCAUCCCCGGGAAGCAGUGGAUCGGAAAGUACCGUCGUCCACGGCAGAUUACGUGGCAGAUGAACCGCAACACGGUGAAGCGCCUGGAGAGAGAGGCUGAGACCGAGUACUGGAUCAGCCGGCCGUACAUGACCAGGGAGCAGGAGUACUGUCACGCCGCCGAGCGCAGAGCCCAGAUUUGGCUCCAGAUCAAGGAGGUCAAAUUUGCCAAAUUUCCUGAACACAAGCACAUCAAAGACCACCUGAGUCAUCUCAACAUCACCAAGACGUGGUGACAAUGCGAGCAGAGGAGCUGCAUGCAAGGACUGUCUUCAUAAUGGGACAAUGUCACGUUUAUUUGUGCAAAAAAACAACUGGGUUUUGUUCUGUGUGUCAAAGCAACACUUGUCAGCUGAAAAGCUCCCAUGAAAAGUUGUAAACCAAAUCUGUAAUUGACCUUUUUAACUCUGCUUCCAUAAAACAAGUGUAAACUGUUUGUCCUGAAUCCACACCACUAAAACCUACUCGACCCAGCUAA
Messenger RNA from Pseudoliparis swirei, 700 nucleotides. RefSeq names its product mitochondrial ribosomal protein L57 (gene mrpl57). Gene Ontology annotation, biological process: mitochondrial translation. The transcript is spliced from 2 exons. The record is from RefSeq and is a predicted model, not a curated record. Gene Ontology annotation, molecular function: structural constituent of ribosome. NCBI's taxonomy places the organism in Eukaryota, Metazoa, Chordata, Actinopteri, Perciformes, Liparidae. Gene Ontology annotation, cellular component: mitochondrial ribosome. The coding region runs from base 153 to 458 and encodes 101 amino acids.